UUUGCAUUAAAUGUACAUCAGUCACUGUGGAUGGGUAUGUGUGAUAUUCAGAGGAAAUUGAGACAGCUAAUGAUGGAAAAAUUACAGAAUAGCAUGGAUCCUCUUUAUUAUACCUUAGGUACUUAGGUUUUUUGUCUAACAGACCUUGCUUAUCCAGAUAAUAAUAUAACUUUUUUCUUUAUGUUAUCUUUAUAUUCCUUAUAUAACAACAAAGAUAGUUAGGGGGCUGGAGGCUAAAACAUGAAAAAUAGUUGCAGGAAUUGGGUAUGUCUAGUCUAGUGAAAAGAAGGACUAGCGGUGACAUUAUCACUAGAGGUGACAAUAUUUGAGGGGCUGCCACAGGGAAAGGGGGGGUCAACUUAUUCUCCAAAGCAUCUGAAGGCAAGACAUGAAGUAAUGGAUGAAACUAAUCAAGGAGAGAACCAACCUAGAGCUAAGAAAUUUCUUGACAGUGAAAACAAUCAUAGAACAUCUUGCCUCCAAGUUGUGGGUGCUCCAUUACUGGAGAUUUUUAAAGAAGAGGUUAGACAGCCAUUUGUCUGAAAUGACAUAUGGUCUCCUGCUUGAGCAGGGGGUUGGGAUAGAAGACCUCUAAGGUCCCUUCCAAGUCUGUUAUUCUCCUAAUUUGCCAUGUGGCAUAUUAUUCUAGUGACAAAGUUAACUGUUACUUCUUUGAAUUAUGAGUUUAUAUGAUUGGUGAUUUGGCCUGGAAAAUUUUCUGAAUAUCACUGUUAUUUCCUUCAGCAAGUUGGACACCAAUAGUCCUUGAGUUACGACUGCAGUUGGGACUGGAAUUUCUCUUACUAAGCAAUGUGGUUAUAAGGCACCAUGCUAUGUGACCACAUCAUUUGAAGAUGGCAUUCCUGUUUGCUGUUGUUAACCAAAUCCCACCAAUUAUAAGCCCACCCUGACCCAAGCUCUUCCUGCUUGGGACAUUCUAGUCCUGAGACUGUUAUUCAAAGGGAAUGCUUUGCAGAAAAGAUAAGAACAAUAACUAUUUCCUCACUGUAUGUCCACUUCUUUACUCAUGGCAUACAGUGUUCCAUAGCAUCUGAGAUUUGGAGAGAAGCAGUAACCUCAGGGACCUUGGACCAUUAUGGCAACAAGCUACACACCUCCAUUUGAUGAUCCCGGGGAGGUGAGAGAGGGCUUCCUAUGCCCCCUGUGUCUGAAGGAUCUGCAGUCUUUUCAACAGCUCCAAUCUCAUUAUGAAGAACAUUCAAGUGAAGACAGAGAUGUUAAAGGACAAUUAAAGAGUCUUGUUCAAAAAGCAAAAAAAGCAAAAAAUAAACUGUUGAGACGAGAUGAUGACCGAAAUGAUGGGGGGUCUCAGGAACGAUAUGAAAGCUACAGUUAUGGUGGAAUGGAUCCAUAUAUGUGGGAACUCGAAGAAUUAGGUGCUAUAAGGAGUCAUCUUUCUGAUUUUAAGAAACACAGAGCAGCCAGAAUUGAUCACUAUGUUGUGGAAGUCAAUAAAUUAAUAAUCAGGUUAGAAAAGCUUACUUCCUUUGACAGAACAAUUACAGAUUCUGCAAAAAUAAGAGCAAUAGAGAAAUCUGUCGUGCCUUGGGUUAAUGAUCAAGAUGUACCCUUUUGUCCAGACUGUGGUAACAAAUUCAGCAUACGGAACAGGCGCCAUCACUGCCGCCUCUGUGGGUCUAUCAUGUGCAAGAAGUGCAUGGAACUGGUCAGUCUCCCCUUUGCAAGCAAGCUUACGACUGCUAGCAAGGAAGUCUUGGCCUCUCAUACUAGCCCCAGCUGCUCACCCAAUAGCAUCCAGGGCUCUCGACGAGGUAGCAUCAGUAGUAUAAGCAGCGUCAGUUCUGUUUUGGAUGAAAAGGAUGAUGAUCGAAUCCGUUGCUGUAGACAUUGUAAAGAUACACUGCUCAAAAGGGAACAACAGAUUGAUGAAAAAGAAUAUAUACCAGAUAUUGUGAAACUAUAUGAGAAACUCCGAUUUUACAUGGAAAAAGUUGACCAGAAGGCUCCAGAAUACAUAAAGAUGGCAGAAUCAUUAAAUGCUGGAGAGACAACAUACAGUCUUGACCGUGCUAGCAAUCUUAGAAUAGAAGUGCAGAGAAUGUAUGAAUUAAUAGAUGCUUUAAGCAAGAAGAUUCUGACUUUAGGGCUGAAUGAAGAUCCACAACCUCAUCCCAGAACUUUACAGCUUCAGCGGAUGAUUAGAUAUUCAGCCACACUUUUUGUUCAGGAAAAAUUGCUUGGCCUAAUGUCUUUACCAACCAAAGACCAGUAUGAAGAACUGAAAGAGAAAAAGAAACAGGAGUUGGAGAGAAAACUGCAAAUGGAGAGACUGGUGAAAUAUGAAUCCCAGAGACGACAAGAAGAGAAGCCAGCAGACUACACUUCCAGAUCCUUAGCAGCGUCCAAUGGUGAGGUCCAUCGAACAAAAAGGGUCGCAGUGAAGAAAACUGAAGGAUGGCUACCCACUGCUAGCAUAUCUCGGAACCAGGAACUGGCAGACCCACUUCUUCAACAGAUCGAUAAUAUCACCUCCUUUAUUAAGCAGGCAAAGGAAGCCAAUCGUCUGGACGAAGUCCAGAUGCUGCAGGAGAACCUGCGACAGCUUCAGGACGAGUACGACCAACAGCAGACGGUCAAAGCCAUUGAGCUCUCUAAAAAGCAAGCGGAGAUGGAGGAGAUGCAGAGAGAACAAUUGCAGAUACUUUGUGAAAAGGAAUGGAAAAGGGAUCAUAAAAAAAAGAUGUCUCAACAUUCACGGACACGUUCUCUGGAUUUCAGAGAGGUUAAGCAGGACAAACUCGAGAUGGAGAGGGAAAGCAUAAACCAAAUAGCAGAGGCUUUGGAUCUAGAUAUGCUUCAGGACAAAGAUUACGCUGGCUCCAAGGCUGCUUUCCCCAGUGAUGGUGUGGGAUUGCCAGGUAGCAAGAAUCUGGUUUUGGUUUACCAACCUGUAAAAGCCUCAGAGCAUGAAAAAGCCUCCAUAAAUCCCUUUGAAGAUCCUCUACUGAUUAGCCCUCCAAAGAGCGACUCUGAUAGCUCUGUUGUCAAAAACUCUGCAAUAGCUUCGUUGCCUCCCAAUGCCCUGCACAGUUACAAAAGAGAGUACAAUCCAUUUGAUGAAGAGGAGGAGCAGGAGCAGGAGCAGGAGCAGGAGGAUUCUCAGCAGGCAAACGGGGUAGAGCUCAGUGCUCCAAACCCAUUUGAAGAUUCUGUGGCAAAUGCAUUUUGUACACCUGUGGGUAAUCAGGAAUCUGGGAAUCCAUUUGAAGAAUCAGUCUCUUCCUCUUUGAAUCCUUUUGAAGUUGAAAGUGAUAAUGAAGUUUCAGGGGAAGAUAUCAUAGAGGAGGAAUUACUUCUCCAACAGAUUGAUAAUAUCAAAGCAUAUAUUUUUGAUGCCAAACAAAGUGGACGAAUGGAUGAGAUAGAAGUAUUGACUGAGAAUUUGAAAGAACUUAAGAGCACCCUUGCAAAACAGAAGAAGAAAUCGAGCUGCUGAACUAUGCCCGCAUACUUUUGCAGUUCCCAAAGGGAGGGAAGAUCAAGGUAAAAUGAGAAAUAUAUCACAAAAGGCGCUUGGGUGCUGAAUCAAGCUUAGGCACUUUGGUAUAGGGAUUUCCACUCUUCAGAUCCAUAAAAGUCAACACUAUUUAAAAUGUUAUAAUUACCCGAAACAGUUCUUCAAAACACUUAAAAGUCUGUAUUUGUAUCCCAACCCAAACUUAGGAGCACAGUUGUAUUUCUCAGUACCUGCUUUAUCUGUGAUGAAAAAUUCAAAGGGGGAAAUUGGGCAUUUUAAAAUGCAGGUAAUUAUUUGCAGUCCUCAAGACCUUCUGAAUUUAUUUUCUGUCACCAGGUAGGAUUGUAUGUGCUUCAAAAAAAGAAAGAAAAGAAUUGCUUGAAAUCACCUCUUUGCUUCCUAAGGCAGAAGCAACUUUUUUUUUCUUUACAUUUAUAUCCCGCCCUUCUCCGAAGACUCAGGGCGGCUUACAUUGUGUAAGCAACCUGGAAAAGCUUUUACUGCUUUCAAAGAAACGUGCUCACAGGAGCCCAAAGCAUUUAUUCAGAAUCGUUUUUGAAUCUUGCACAGCCCAGCUCACAAGGAAUUAAUACUGUCUUGCAGAUUUUCAGUUUUCCUACCAACUUUAUAUUUUGGGGAAGUAGAAGAGAGACAAUAACUUACCGUUCAAUAGAAUAAAGUCAUGCAUUGGUAAAGCAACAUAUAUAUUUCUAAAAACAUAUGCACAUAUAUGUUUUAGAAAACAAAUGCAUAAAACGUAACUAGACAUCAUGUAUAUUUUUUCCUUUACCUGUUCUUCAGCCAAUCAAACUAUUUGAAUAGCUUUUCCCAGCCAAUUCUAGACUGUACUUUUAUAAGGAUGUUGAAAUUUUGAGUCUCAAAACUACAUAAUUUCCAGGCUUGUAGAAGUGUCAUAAUAGAAAAACUGUUUUCUGCUUGCAAAAAUUAGAAAAUUUGCACCCAGAACUGUGCUUUGAGGGGAGCCAUCCUGGAUGGCUAUUUAAGAGUAUAAAUUAAAAACCAGAAGUCCAUUUUUCUUUCUAAUUUGAUUUCUCUCUAGGAUUUAAGGAAAUGUUGAGUCUAGAAUUGAAAAAAAAGUGCCCAGAGUAUAAGAGAGACCAACACGAACUCAUUUCAGAAAAAGAAAAAAGUGUCAGUGUUGAUAUACUACCUCCAUUUGUUGUGUGGAGGAUUUGUGUGAACCCUAUUACAUUAAAUGGAGGCUAUGAAAUUCUUUUUUUCUUCUAUUGAUCUGCCAGCUACGAACAGAAACUUUAGAAGUGUUAAAUAAUGUCUGGUUUCAGUUGUAUGGAAUGAAUUUUAUUUAGUUGCAUUUUAUUAUUUUGGUGACAUAAACCAAUUUUAAUUGUUUACACCAGAAGAACUUACUCGGAGAGUAUUAUGUACUUAGGGGAAUGGGAAGAAGACCCAAGCAUUAAUCAUUAAUUUGAUUUUGACAAUUGUUUCCAUUUAGAAAUGCUGGUAGAGAUGAUACUGUACCCAAUAUAUGUGGACACUAAAUGUUACAUUCCUCAAAAGAUUAGAGGUAGUAUGGUCAAGAACUAAGGCAGCACUUUACACUUUCAGCAUUAAGUAUUACAUGUUAUUCAUAUGCGUAUAUAUAUAUUUCCUUUUUAGCAGGGAAAAACUACCUAGCUUUGAUUUCAUGCUCAGCGACAAGCCUGUUUUAAUGAAUCCUGUAAAAACUGAGCUGAAACACUGCCCAUCGGGUUAUAUAAGUCUAAGGAUACUUGUUUUUGAGGGUUGUUUUUUUUAAAAAAGGGAGCAUUCUGGAAAUGAACUUACAAUGCACUAAACAGGACAUGAGUUGGAACAUAAAAAUAAGUGAUAAAAUAUUUUUAAAAAUGGACACCUACAAAUUGAGCAAGCAGAAAUGGCAUGAUGAUUGUUUAAGGUGAAACUAUAUUUAUUAAAGACAACAAGGCCACAAACUUGAUCUGUCACUCUUUAUGUAGUCCAACCAAUAUGAAUGUUUCAGUGGCUUUUUUUUUUUAAAUUUAAACCGAUUUCCUUGUUAUAUGCAUUCUGCCUUGUUUCUAUGUAUGCCAUAGUCUAAUACUUUAUAAGACAUAGUAUUGAUGUAUUUUAUUAAUAAAUACGUUGGUUGUAGCUCUAUAACCGCAAGUCAAUGUGGAAUUAUCCUCCUUGAUAAUCCAAUUGUCCCACAUUUUGUCAGCCUUCCGUUUCUACUACUGAAUUGACCCAAUGAAAAUGAACAAGACCAUGCCAUUAUGAGAUUUAACACUAAUGCCAUUUGUUUGUACAUUUGCAUGCACUAGUUUGUAAAGUUUCUCAUGAAAUAAAGUACGAUUUUUGUUUC
Ahaetulla prasina is the source of this 5840-nucleotide messenger RNA. It is a transcript of the gene RBSN, whose product is annotated as rabenosyn, RAB effector. The record is from RefSeq and is a predicted model, not a curated record. The coding region runs from base 1097 to 3478 and encodes 793 amino acids. Lineage: Eukaryota; Metazoa; Chordata; Lepidosauria; Squamata; Colubridae. The transcript is spliced from 12 exons. Gene Ontology annotation, molecular function: metal ion binding.